Messenger RNA from Bombyx mori (domestic silkworm), 8015 nucleotides. Its product is annotated as ephexin-1. Lineage: Eukaryota; Metazoa; Arthropoda; Insecta; Lepidoptera; Bombycidae. The transcript is spliced from 20 exons. Gene Ontology annotation, molecular function: guanyl-nucleotide exchange factor activity; protein binding. Bases 430 to 5919 code for a protein of 1829 amino acids. Gene Ontology annotation, biological process: activation of GTPase activity. The record is from RefSeq and is a predicted model, not a curated record.
UCAACCGAAAACCAAUACCUACGGUGUUUUGUAAUAUCGUUUCAUGCAAAAAAAAUUCAUAAUCUGUUUUAUUCCUUUCCAUUUCAUUUUUAAUACAAAAGAGAAGUUUAUGUGCUUCUUUUCUUUUACUCAUCCAAUCGACGCACCAAAGAAAAAAUAACUUUGACAGUGACAGAACUGUGUUUAUUUGUUUUUGUGUGAAAUUGUGGACGUUAAACGCGAAGUCUUGAAUUUUAAUGUCUUUGUGACGUGAACCUCAAUAACUUUUCAAAACAAUUUAAAAGUUUAGUUUUUAUAAAAUACAAUGUUCAGUUUUCGAAUGCGACUUGAAUUUUUAUAGAAUCUGUCAAUGUUUCUCAAAACAACACUUACAAACAGAUGGCGUAGAUAAGCAUACACAGGCCUCUAACAUCGAGGCUCUUGAAACUAAUGGAAGCUGUACAUACAAAAGAACUUAUAAUAAUCAGUGACGACGCAAAACAACACGGCACGGUCAAGGCAUUGCUGAGAAACUUCAGAGUGACCGAAAAAGAAAUGGCUAUCAAAGAGAACCAAAACGAUACUAACAAAUGUGUUUACUCGGUACCCAUAACGCCAGCGAUACAAACAGCUAGAACGAAAUCAAUUAGCGAAGCGAAGAAAGCCUUCCUGAAUGCAACAGUUAGUCCUAAUGCCCCUCCCACCAAACCGGACAAAAGGAUCGAACCAACAGUACAUUAUGCACAACUAGAUAUUAUAACGAAAAGCGAAGACACGAGAAGCACUGGCGGAGGACAUGACUUAAAAACAUCAAGUGAUGUUAAGAGCAAAGAAACGCCAAACGAAGCGACCCACGCUGGGAGUCAUGUUAAGAGAAAAAUAGAUCCGAAUCAAAGAAAAGUCAGCUUUAAAAUUAAAACUGCCGGAACAUUCCACAGGAGGCCGCCUAUCGCUGCGAAAACUGUCACCGUGGCGACCAGCAAUGUUUCAGAGCUCACACAUAAAUUUAAUCUAUUAAAUCAACCGCACAGUUCCCCUAAGCAUUCAAAACUCGCCAAAACAAUAGAAGGCCUACAAACAGCGCGGCGUUCACUCAGUAAUAGCUCUACGCCGUCAUCAACGCUCAGUUCCAGCCCUAACAUCAAAAUAGUGGUUCGUCAGAAGCGGGGUUCUAAAAAGAGAAAUCACAGAAAAAGAUGUUCUAGCAUGGACUCUAUAGACAAAUUGAUAAUCACGGAUAAAGAAUCUACGAAAAUCCAAGUCAUACGCUCUAAAUCUGACGGAAUCAAAGCACCGAAGUACCAAAGCUCGAAAAAGAAGUUAAAAUACCACGAUUCGAACGAACAUCAAAACGGGUCUGAUUCAGUCGACGGUCUUGCCGCUAAAUCUGUAAUUAAUGAACCAGAGAAAGAUAUAAAAGCAACAGGAAACAAUGUCAAAAGUGUUAUCAAGAAAUUUGAAUGUGAAAUAAAUGCUCAAACAAUUAAUACAAAUACGAUUAAGAAGCAACCUGAUCCAACAAAAAGUAUAGUACCAUUAAAAGAGAAACCCAAAGUACCUGAGAAAAAAUCGUCGAUAGUGUUAACAAAGAACAUUGUCGUUAAAGACGGCAUUCCAAAGAUUAAGACGAUUAGACCGAUUUCGAAUUCUAAUGAAACUCCAAGAAAGACACAGGCGGCAAAUCCUGAUUCAACUUUGGUCCCAAAAAAGAAGGAACUAAUAUACGAUAGAAAAAAAUACAAAACAAAUUACAUACACACGGAAAAGCUUCCAUUAAAGGUGGUGGAAAUAAUUCCCGAGGACAUUGAAAAUACUUCUAGCUUAGUAAAAGACCAAAUAAUUACAAAUAUAUCAAAUGAAACUUCGAUAAAUAUCACUCGUGUAUCUGUCAUAACGGAGUCGAAGGCACAAGACGUAGAACCACCGAUAAUUCCCAAUGAAUCUUUUUUAUGGCGUAGGAAAAGCAGCACCCAAAUUUACGCAGAAUCUGAUUUAUCAUCGUCUGCUGAUAUAUCAUCAUGCAGUUUAAUAACAAUCACUACAAAUGAAAAUUCCAUAUCUUGUGACGAAGCCGCAGAAGAACAGUCGCAAACCAUUGAAGUGAAAGAAUCUCAGAUGAAUGUGAACGCUUGUGAGAAGAAUAUGGAUUUUGAAAGCGAUUUAGUCGAAGCAUACAACAAGGAAAUUUUAGUUGGGUACACCCCUAAACCUCAGAAGGAGCCAGUCAUAGAAGACGAUUAUGAGGUAUUAGAACCCAGGGAAUCUGAAAACAUCGUUGUAAUUCCAGUCAAACAGGUCGAUAUGACAUCUAAAAUGAACUGCCCCUUGCCUGAAAUACCAAAACAAACUAGUACUGAGUCAUCCGAAUCUGACGAUAAAGAAAACAUAUAUCAGUGUCUAUUAGAGAUGAGGUCACACCCUGAAGGCGACGAGAGCAGUCUCCAUAAUUAUGAACUAUGCGAAAACGAAUUAGAAGAACGAACGCGAGGAGACGGAGACAGCGAUGACGGAUACGAAUACUGCAAAUCGCCGAUAAAACCUUACUGCCUAACGUCCAGCUCAGGAAUACAAAUAGCCGAAGACUACAAACCCUACAAUAAAGAUAACAACAAAAACUAUGCUAUUUCAAAGUCCGUAAGCGGCACUUCCACCGUCAGCUACGAAAAGAUCGGAUGCGAUCGAAUAUACGAGAAGAUCCCGCCGCGACCUCCGAAAUCCAAAGACAGCAGUCCCACUUACAGCGACAGGCACUCUUUCAUAUCGGACUAUAUCGAAAGCGAAAAUAUAUAUGAUACAAUAAAGCAUGGCGAUGGAUCUUUAUCGCACUGCUACGAGAGCAUACCAAACAGUCCGAGCAUGGUGAAAUUGCGGAAUAACUUGAAGAAGCAGCUGGCGUCUGCUGUUCAGAAGCGAUUGUCCUUCGAUACUGUCUCUAACAUUAGCCAGUCGACUUUGUCGAGCGAACAGAAAACGAAUAGCAUAUACGGCCAGAGAUCAGUGAUAAGCUUUAAUGGACAAGAAGUGGCUUUUCAAGUGCCGUGCAGCGAGACCAGUGUCAGUGAUAGAAGCGAUCGUAGCGACGAUUGGGUUGAUGUUUCUGAUGAGGAGAAAAAUGAACAGAAAAUUGUCAUUGUACGAGAAAGGAGCAGAGGCAGAAAGAGCCCUAUCAGCUGGUCGCAGAAAGUAAGGCAUCAAUGGCUGAAUUCUCCAAAGAAAAGUGAUAGCAAAGAAUGCGACAGCAGCGACUCGUCUGGUCAUCUGUACGAGUCGCUGGAGCCGGCGCCCUCGCAGCCGCCGCGGGCUCCGGUCGUGCCGAUCGAGGAAGACUUCGAUUCCUUCGACAGCGACUCCGAUCCUGAUGACAAUGACAAGACACUUACGUACGCUCAGGCUCCGCCGUUGCCGGCUUCGAAGCUACCAACGCCACCUAGCGGCGGACAAUAUACACUCACCAAGAUAGCCAGCGCCGCCCAGCGAACAAUGAAAUCAAUCAAACGAAACUUAACAAAAAGAUAUUCAGUCGCAAUGGACGGGAAGUCGUUUACUAAAUCAUCACAAAACGGCACGUACGAAGCGCCAACGAAAACGAAAAAAACACCAAUAUACGCAAACUACGAGAAGCCAGAAAUCCAGAACGUUUACAGCAAUAUCAGCUUCAACGACACGAAACCUGUACUCAAUAAGGCGGAGAAUCCCGUGAAAGCUGAAUUCCAAGAAGAGCUGAAAUAUGCAGUAAGCGAAAAAAGGCCGAACAUUAGUGAUGUUCCACCUCCGUUACCGGAAAAACCUCCGCCGGAGAGACCAAUGGCUUCGGCUUGUGACAUGAAGAAGGACAGCGGAACUUUGUCGAGGAAAGCGUACUUUUCGUUCAAAUCCCGCUUCAGAAGAGCGACAUCGUUGGCCGUCGACAUUAACGAUGUCCCAAGCGCUUUGAAGAUCACCAAUUCCACUUUUUAUUUGACCGACUCAAUGGAUGGCGACUCCGGUUUCAGCAAUUGCAGCGACGGUGGCCAGGCCAGCAGCAGCGAGACCCCCCCGUCCCGCCGCGGAGAAGGUACGCUCCGCUACGAGUCGACCCCGUGCCUCGCUCUGGAGCGCCCCUCCGUCCCGCCCCCGCCCCCGCCCACUGACAUUAGCGCUGUCAACGAAGAGUUGAAGCGACUCCUGCCGACGUUGGCGCGCAAGGACAAGAGUCCCAGAGCCCGGACGUCCUGGUACGCCGAGUGCGGAGCGGACGCUACUUCGAACACCGCCUCGACAUCCUGGUACGCGGAAGCUGGUCUGUACCAAGCCGGGAACCUCUCGACAUCCUCCGGCGCGUCUUCAGGGUCGCACCCCGCCUCGCCGCUCCCCCGGUCGCUGUUCACGCACGAGCCGCUCUACCAGUUCUAUAACGCAGCCAAAGUCGAGUCGAUCUACCGGGAGACCGGCGACUCGGACUCCGACGGGUACGAGGCGGGCGUGCCGGGCGCGCAGGCCCCGCCCCCCGAGCCGGCGCGGCCGUCCGCCAUGGCGCUGGUGUCGCCGCGCGGGCCGGCGCGCACGCUGUGGUGCGAGGUCCCGGAGGUCCUCAACUCCGCUGUGCUCAGCUCACUGGCGCCGGCACAGAAACGCCUGCAAGAGGCGAAAUUCGAGCUGCUCACCUCUGAAGCUUCGUACCUGAACUCUCUGAACGUGUUGGAAUCUCAGUUCGUGGCUCAUCCAGCGUUCAGGGACCCACACAUCCUACCACGGGACGACUGGGAGAUACUCUUCUCCACCAUACUGCCAGUACGGAAAUGCUCGCAGUUGCUCAUGAAUGAAUUGGAAAAGUGCUGGCAAGAGAACAUUCUGCUGCAAGGGAUCUGCGACAUAGUGCGGCACCACGCCGAGGAGCAUUUCCAGGUCUACGUCAAGUACUGCGAGAACCAGACGCUGAUGGUCAAAGCGCUGCAGAGGCUUCGGGAGAGACCGGCUUUCGCUACGGCCCUUAAGAGGCUAGAGAGUCACCCGGCUUGCCAGAGUCUAUCCCUCCACUCGUUCCUGAUGCUACCGAUGCAGCGAGUGACGAGACUCCCGUUGUUGAUGGACGCGGUACUGAAGAACCUCUCAUCAGAAGACGAAGAGUAUGAGGCGUGCAUGCAUGCACUAGCGACUCUGAACAAUUACGUCCAGCAGUGCAACGAGGGCGCCCGCAACACGGAGCGCGUGGAGGAGAUGUACCGACUGGCGCGCGUCAUCGAGUUCCCGGCCGGCGUGCGCCACCCGCCCGACCUGGGGCCCGCCCUGGCGCGCCGGGACCGACGGCCGGUGAGGUGGCUGGUCCGGUCCGGCGAGAUGACGCAGCUGGUGUGGAAGAAUGACGAACUGAAGCUGACCUUCGGCAAGAAGUUCCACAAGGUUCCCCUGCACGUGUUCCUGUUCAACGACCUGCUCGUCGUCACCAAGAAGAAAGGCGAGGAGUCGUACGUGGCGGUGGACCACUGUCCGCGCUCGCUGCUGGAGGUGUGCAGCGCGGAGGGAGUGGCCGCCACCAAGCACGCGCUGCUCCUCACCCUCCUCGACAACCACGAGGGAAGGACCGUCGAAAUGUUGAUGUCGUGCGGCAGUGAGACGGAGGUGUCGCGAUGGCGCGAGGCGCUGUGGCUGCCCGCCGCCGCGCCCGGGGAGGCGGUCUACGCCGGCUGGGACUGUCCGCAGGUGUGCGCGCUGUACGCGUACGCCGCCGCGCAGCCCGACGAGCUGUCGCUGGCCGAGGGCGACGUCGUCAACGUCACCAGGAAGACGGCCGAAGGCUGGUACUACGGCGAGCGCACCCGGGACGGGGAGGCGGGCUGGUUCCCCGGGGCCUACUCCGCCGAGAUCGCGUCCCCGCACGUCCGGGCCCGCAACCUGCGACAACGGUACCGCCUGCUCGCGCUCUCCGGGACCUACCUAGGGAACAAGAGGAAGCUACUCUGAGUCUGAGUCGAUCUAGGGAACAAGAGACUCUGAGUCUGAGUCGAUCUAGGGAACAAGAGGAAGUUACUCUGAAUCUGAGUGGAGCGAUCUAGGGAACAAGAGGAAGUGAGUCUGAGUCGAUCUAGGGCACAAGAGACUCUCAGUCUGAGUCGAUCUAGGGAACAAGAGUAAGUGAGUCUGAGUCAAUCUAGGGACAAGAGACUCUGAGUCGAUCUAGGGAACAAGAGACUGAGUCUGAGUCGAUCUAAGGAACAAGAGACUCUGAGUCUGAGUCAAUCUAGGGACAACAGACUCUGAGUCUGAGUCGAUCUAGGGAACAAGAGGAAGUUACUCUAAGUCGAAUCGCCAGACCGCCCACCUGUUAAAUUUACCUACAACGGAUUCAAAUUCGCCUCAUUCGUAAAAAUUGUCUUGUUUAUUUGCGUCCUUUCGUUAAAUUCAAUAUCCUUAACAAAGCACUCGAUUAAUUAAAAAACGGAUAAUAGAUAAAAUAGUCGUAAAUAUGUACAUAAUAUUUAAGUAUUCAAAAAUAAGAACUUUGAGGCGCACGCGAAUUCUGAUGUCAUUCUCUUUUGUCACUCUUUAGUGCGAAAUUAAAUAACUUGGCAUUUCCUUGUCUCUUAUUGCAAUUUUAUAAACGACUCUUAAAUGUAUUUACUUUCUACUAAAAAAUGUAAUCUGUCCUCUAAUAAACCAUUAUUACUGUUAUUGACUCGUCGGCUCACCUAUUGCGUCAAUAAUUUAGUGAGAAUACAGAAUACAAAUCUUAAAGGGUUCUUCCUACCUUCAAGUACUACUAAAUUGUCUUUGAAAGGCUCCCAACUAGGAGACGCGGUGGCUGAAAUGACGCUUACGUCGUCCGCCAAAAACAUGUUACAUAGGGAUUUGUUUUUUUUUUUCGUUUCGAUCCAUCAUGUUUUUGACUUUUUUUUCCCUACCUAAGCUAAUGUCUUGAGAGAACAUAUCAGCGUCACCGGGCUAGUAGAUAAAUUUCGACUGCUUAUUUUCUCUCAAAAUAUGAAUUCACACUUUUUGAAAAUGAACAGUGAAUAAAAUACAGUCGUUUAAUAAUUAUAGAAAUUGGAUUUGAUUCGUUUAAAAAUUAUGGUGCUAAAGUAUAAAUAAAUGUUUUUCGUGUUGAAAUUAGAAACAUGUCCGUCCAGACAUUGCCUUCGUAUUAAAGUUGUGAAUUAUAGUAGGAUUUUAGUGUUUUAUUGCACCGAAAGUAGAGCGCGUCAUGCCUCUUGGAUACUGUUAUGCAAUAAAAAAUUAACUGCACUAAUUUUCAAAUUUUUCAUUACGUGUUGAUUCUGGGACAUCUUCUAAAUAAUUCUAAUCAAUUGCAUAACACUCAAAUCAAUAAUUCAAAUACAUAUAUAUCUUACAGUUUGUUAAAUAUUUACAAUACCUUAUAUUGUCUUGUAUAGGAAUAAGUGAUAAAAUUCAUGCAUUGACCGAAGGAUUCGCUCUUAAAGAGAAAAUCCUUUUAUUGUAUAGAUUCGUGAGAUGUACAGUUACGAUUGAGAUUUUACCGAAUGUAAAAAAAUAAAUAAACGCCUACUGAUUAAUUUUAAGUUGAAUAUUCAUUUAAUUUAAGUUAUUUUAGAAUUAAUAAAAUUUCGCCGCUGUUUUAUAUUGCCUAGUCAUGGAAAGCGGACAAUUUUAUAUAUGAUUUAUGUAAUUUAUGUAAGUCCUUGGUACUUCAAUACAGCAUGUCGAAAAUAUUAGCAUCUCAGCGAGACGCCUUGUUUAUUAAAACAUUAUCAAAAUGUACGUUUAAGGAAAAUGCUCGACACUUGAUAAUUUAAAUGACAUUUUGACAUUAAAAUAUAUGUUUUUUUUGACAUGUUGACAUUGCAGUGUCAAUGACGUUUUAAACAACAUUCCCGUGGUGACAAGUAAUUUUCAUUGUAUUUUAAGUUGGUAUAAAAAACAAAUUUAUGGAAAUAAAUCAAGUUAUUUAGCUUACAAUGCAAAAAACUAAAUCAAUUGGUUAUAAUGUAUGUAUUUGUACUUAAAUUAUUCUGUAUAGGCAUAGUCUAGAUGUAGAAUGUAACAUUGUAUGAAUAUUGGUUCGAAUAAAUGUGUAAUAAACA